Molecule: messenger RNA, 330 nt
Organism: Cladophialophora yegresii CBS 114405
Lineage: Eukaryota; Fungi; Ascomycota; Eurotiomycetes; Chaetothyriales; Herpotrichiellaceae
Exons: 2
Coding region: 1-330 (109 amino acids)
Source: RefSeq, a predicted model, not a curated record
AUGGCAGAACCUGACGACGUGGAGGAAGAUCUCUUCGCAGAUCUCUACGACGGCGAAGAGAAUGUCGCUUCGAAUAACAAUGCAGCCGCUGCCGUUCCUGCAGCUCCUGCUGCACCGCCUUCCUCGAGCGACGCUGCCAUGAAGGGCAACGAUGCUCCAGGCUAUGGUGAAGAGCCAGAGGUCGCUUACAACGACGUGUCCUUUGAGACGGAACCUCAGGGUCAAGAAGAAUCGGCCAAUGGCACCAAUAAUGACGUCCAAAUACAAGAGGCACAUGACAUGCAGCCACAGCAAGAGCGUUACAAUGUCAACAUGAAAGAGGAUGGGUGA